Messenger RNA from Seminavis robusta, 1632 nucleotides. Lineage: Eukaryota; Bacillariophyta; Bacillariophyceae; Naviculales; Naviculaceae. The record is from the annotation of a GenBank genome assembly.
AUGUCUUCCUGGAAUCCAAAUCACUUGAGUCAGUUUGAGACGCAGCAAGAGGCAACUCAAUACGCUGCAUCCCCGGAGAUUGUCCUUGGUCAACCAACACGCAAUCUUUUCACUGCCGUUCCUCCUGAACCAGAAGAGCAAGAGCAACCGAAGAACGCCACACCACCAAAGGUGACCCAGCCAUUUGGCAUCUCUGAACUGUCUCCUUGGACGCAGGACCAGUUUGCUUCCCUCAUGGGAUUUAACAACAACAAGAAGAAGAUGGCCAAGCGCAAGAUUGGCAAUGGCAGGGGAACCUUGGUCAGUAACUCCAAAAAGGCUAAGGCCAAAACGGCUCCUAAGCCACCUCCAGCAGCUGCCGUCAUGCCUCAACGUGCUGGUACACCACCCAUGCCACCUCUUCAAGGAGUGGAUCGUCGCAAGGGCUGUUGUGAAGCAUUGGGAAAUGAGUGUCCAUACCCACAAUUGGAAGCCUUCCGUCACAAGUGUGGUUCUUGUCGUAUGUUUGUCCAUGCACUUCCCCCCUGUUCGAUUGGCCAGAAAGAUACUGGAGAUAUAAUCUGCAAGAACUGUGAUGGAGAUGGCACUGGAGCUGCCCGUACUCCUCUUCCUACAGUUGCGUUGGAAGAUUUUGAAGAUGAAGACAGCGCAGAGGAAGGCAACAAGUCCCCAGACAUGUUGGUCACUCAGGUAGAUGAUGAAGAAAACGAGGAAGACGAGGAAGACGAGGAAGAAGAAAUGCAGGCCAACGUGGCCGUGGAGACUGCCAAGAAGAGGAACCUCGAAGUGGAGCAGCUUUCCCAGUUCUUGAAUGGCAAAUCCAAGCAGGAUCAGAAGAAGACUCGCGGCAAGAACUUCACGGUGGAUGAGGAUGUGUACAUGACAGAAUCCUGGUGUUCGGCAACUGAAGAUUCUCGCAGCGGAAGUGAUCAGAGGCAGUCUGACUUCGACAAGAAAUUCUUCGCCAAUUAUGUCACCAAGGUGGAUGAGCACAAUGAGGCCGCUGGUGAGGAAGAGCUCCCAAGGAACCGACAGCAGAGGAGUGUGGUGAAUAGGUUUGGAGUCAUCAAGCACGGCACCAACAAACUGAUUGGCAUCAUCAAUCAGAAUCCCAUCAAAUCUGGAGAAACGCCGGAGGACCACCUUGAGCGAUGCUUGACCAUGUACGAACACAGUGUUGGUUCUAAGUUCCAGUUUGUCGAAUGCUUUGAGAUCUUGAAAGAUUUCCCCAAGUUUUCCUCUUCGAAUGACACAGGCAAGAAGCGUGCAGAUGGGAAGAAACACACCAAGAAACCUCGAGCUGUGGGCAAAAGACAGGCUGCGCUCAAUGACAAGAUUGGCCGUAUCCUCGAGAACCAAGGAAUGAAUGCGAUGGGAGGAAAAGCUGUUCAGGAAGCCGCGUCAGUUAGUGAGGCAAUUGGUCAAAUCUCAACUCACCUAGUCAACCAAGUUGCAGUGUCUCAGUGGUCAGAAACAGACAAAGAAGAGUACUUCAAGAAUGACGCCAUGGAGAAGAGGCUCAUGCAGAAGAGACGCAUCCUCAAGUUGCAGAGAGAAAUCAAAGACAUGGAGAAUGAAGAUGCCGCCGGCAAUAGGAAGGAGUCCAGCGAAGAUUCAGAUGACAGUGACUGA